Messenger RNA from Bursaphelenchus okinawaensis, 1102 nucleotides. NCBI's taxonomy places the organism in Eukaryota, Metazoa, Nematoda, Chromadorea, Rhabditida, Aphelenchoididae. The record is from the annotation of a GenBank genome assembly.
AUGACUAGUUCAGAGGAGGUUUCGUGGAUAACUUGGUUCUGUGGCCUUCGCGGCAACGACUUCUUCUGCGAAGUCGAUGAAGAAUAUAUCCAGGACAGAUUCAACUUGACUGGACUGUCGGAACAAGUCCCCCACUUCAGACAGGCUUUGGACAUGAUCUUGGACUUGGAGCCAGGCAAGUUUAAAGUCUUUUUAAUUUAUUUGUUUAGACGACGAAUACGAAGAAGGUCACUCUGAUCUCGUGGAACAGGCGGCCGAAUUAUUGUACGGAUUGAUCCAUUCCAGAUUCAUCCUCACCAACAGAGGUAUUCAGUUGAUGGUGGAGAAGUGGAAGAGCGAGGAGUUUGGAACUUGCCCUCGUGUAUACUGUGAAAAUCAACCUGUUUUGCCUAUUGGUAAGCUUUUUUUCAUUGAUAAUUUAAAGUUUUUGUAUAAUUCUUUAAAUUUUAUUGUUAUAUUCAUCUUUGCAUUGAACGUAACAAUAAUAAGUAAAACAAGUUUAAGGAUUUUUAUUUUUUAUAUUAUUGUAGCUAAAAUUUUAUUCGAAAAUUUGUCUAGUUCAAAUAACUUUAUUUUCAACUUUUAGGUUUAUCUGAUGUCGUAAACGAAUCUAUGGUCAGAGUUUACUGCCCACGAUGCUGUGAUGUAUUUGUUCCUCGUUCAUCUAAAUAUCACCAUAUUGAUGGAGCUUAUUUUGGUACCGGCUUUCCCCACAUGUUAUUCUUUGUGCACCCUGAUCUCCGACCAAAAAGAACUAACAAAACAUACGUACCACGGUAAGGUUAUUUUCAUUGUUUACCUAGACUAUCGCUAGUUAAAAGUUUAAAAAAUGCUUUGUUUUGGGGUCUACAAUCCCAAUUGUGCUAUUCUCAUUGAAAAAUCUUAUAUCGUUCACAUAAUUUGACAUUCAAAUUUUAGAUUAUACGGCUUCAAAAUCAGUCCGCUUGCUUAUCAACUACAAUAUUACCAAUCCCAAACUAUCGCACAAGCCAACGCGCAACAACCUCAAGUUCAAGCUGCUCCGGCACCUAAGACCGAAGAGAAUCCGGGCGGUUCGCGGGCCGAAGCUGCGACUUCACCUCGCGGCGAAAUCUUUCAGUAA